Molecule: messenger RNA, 3309 nt
Organism: Symbiodinium sp. CCMP2456
Lineage: Eukaryota; Dinophyceae; Suessiales; Symbiodiniaceae
Source: the annotation of a GenBank genome assembly
AUGCUUCGAGAGACACAGGUUGAGGUGCUGCGAGCUUUUUUGCAAGGCAAGCAGGACAGCUGGGUUCAUCAGAUGCUGAUGGGAGGUGAUAGCCCCAAUUUCGGCAGCCCUCCUAGCCACGCCUUCGCGUCUUUUCGUCGCCAUCGUCCCGUCCAGCCUCCUGACCUUCUCGAGAAAUCAGCAGCGCUUCUCAGUGCUCUUGACAUCACUUCUCUGUCUGCACUCGGCUUGCGGAAGGUGCUUACGUUCGAUUUUUCCCGCGAGACGAGUCACUUCGCAGCUUCUGCAUCGACUGCAGCACGCGCGACGAAAGCGCAGCGCCGUUUGCGCUUCGCCACAAAGCAUAAAGUCGCCGGCUGUCGCUGUGCCUUGGGCCUGUUGCUGGAGCGUGCAGCACAGUGGCAUGGGCAGCCGUCAGCACCAACAAUCGGCUUUCCCGUCCGGGCAGGGCUGCAGGGUGUGAGAGGGAUGAUGGCGCAGGUCUGCAGAUACACCCCAAAUGCGAACCCAUGGAGUAGUGUACAGAACAGUACCUCUAUGGACCAGUGGUCGACAAACGAGGCAGACGACAAGCUCAAGCGCGACCCGUUACAUAGCUUUGACAAGGCAUUUAGAAACGGUUGCCAUAGUUCCAACUUCCUCUGUCGUGGCACUUGCCCUGCGAGCGCCAUGGCACCGGUGGAAGAGAUCACCACAACCAAGGCCCCUGGAAAAAAAAGGCCCUUGCCACCUCUCUUGACAGAUCUGAAGGUGGAUGGCGUAUGCCAAGACGUGUGCCGCAUCAUGGCCAAGUUCCUGAACAGCAAGUCUCCUCCAGAGUCGGGCCAGGAGGUCCCAGUCAAUGCCAUCUUUUGCGUCCUGGUGUUGAGCAAGAGCCGCCAGGGCCUCCGCCUUCCUGACUGGAAGAAGGAGCAGGCUGUGCAGUACUUCCAGCAGAAUUUGGUCAUUGAUGACAAGUUCCACUCUAAUUGGUCUCGAACGCGAUCCGAGCUUUGUCUCGCUCAUUUCCGCAGGCUUGUGGACAGCUGGCACCCGGGCAAAAAGGAUUUCUGGAAGCAGUGCCGCGACUUCUGCAAGGAAUGGGCUGGCUGGCAGUCAGGACCGCCCGUGUGUCGGCCGCUGAGUGCUGGCAGGUUGAACAACUACCUCACGCACCUGGCUCGUGGAAGUGACGCGGAGGAGAUCAUACCGAGCCCAGAAAUGCUCGCUGCAGUUGACAGGUUCGGUAUCCGGGUGACCGACAUUCGGCUCACAAGCGAGAGCAUCUUCAAGUUCUGUCGGGACUGGACUGGCUUGGACUGGAGAGCAGGCUGCGCCAGCGACCCUUGUCCCUGGCCUGUGCCACAGGCAUUCAACGGAUUGCUCUGCAGCUGGAAACUACUCGCACAAGCCCGUGGGCACAAUCGAGUUUACUUGAAUCCUCCUUGGUCACAUCUGGACCUCUGGCUCCGCAAGGCGGCCAUGGAGUACGCGACGGGUCUGCAGAUCUUGAUUGUGGUUCCAAGAUGGACGGAGGAAAGUUGCAUCUCAACCCUGACCUCGGCACAAUAUAGCCUGAGGUUCGUUUCGCGACCACUGUCCCUCAAAACGCGCAGGAUGUGGGAUGCAGAGUUCGCCCACCCCACGAGUGGCAAGGCUAUGGCUCCCUUGGACGCUGAAGCCUUUUCUUGUGGCGUCGGCAAGAGUUCAGAGGCACUCAAGUCUUGCAUCAAUUUCGCCAAAAGCGUGAAACAGUCCGCACCGAACAGCGAGAGCAGGCGAAUUGCCAGGCUCCUGCGUGUGGCCGAGUUGGCAGGGCAGCAAACCUCCACGGUUGUGCUGUGGGCAUCGGAGGUGAAGGAGGUACAAAGCAGCUUCCGGAAGUCAGUGCUGAAGAAGCACUCCAGGCUGGAGUGGGUGCAGAACGCGAGAAAGAUGCUGGAGCUCUUCAGAGGAGCGACGGCAUUGAUCGAUGAGAUUGACUGGGUUCGUAAGGCAGCAAUGAUGUGCGACAUGAACUUUAGAGGGACAGGGAGAAAAGAGAUUGAGACGGAGGAGGAGUGGUAUUAUGUGCGGCUGCUGCCGCUCUUGGCAACCGAACUCGCGAGUUUUCUGGGGCCGCGCACACCGGUGCCACGAGAGGAGUUGCUCUCAUUUUUUGGUCCGGAAGGGCGCUGUGGUCCCACUUUGACAAGGCUCCCGGAUGCAGAAACCAAGCUCCUCACACUUGGUCGGCAGCUGCUCCACAGAGCAGGGAUCGUCGUGCUGACCGAAGAGGGUAUUGACAGGUUUGCCUCAUCGCAUUCGAUAUGGCUUGCUUCCAGAUCGGGCCAGGGCCCCCAGCAGCCAGCACAGCAGCUGGACUCAGCACACGUGGCCGCGGAGCACGCAGUGCCAUUUAUUGGCAAGGACUGUCCCUCCACGGCCUCAGAGUUUGCCCAUCCCGACGUUGCCAUCGGGUUGACGCUCCUGGCCUACCGCUACGAGGGUCUUCGGAAGCAAGACUUCGUUCUGCUGCUGAAGCACCCCUUGCAAGCCGCUGCGCUCCUUUUUGCAGAUUUCGGGGUCAAGGAUCUUGUCUCCGGGAGGAUGAGGCUCGGUUGGAUUCCCCUCCUGCCAAUCAGCCUUUGCUUGAAGAUGGACUGGAAGAGCCAGCGGCCAAGCAUGUCGCGGCCGGCUAGGCUCGCGAUCAGAUGUGAGUCUUCUCGGAUGGCCGUUAAGAAGCAGCUCAUCAAGGUUUUUCCAGGCGUCAUGGGCCUGAGUGACUCGCUGCUUUCGUGCACAGCACAGGACGGCAGAAAAAGAUGUCGGCGUCUUGGCUUCAGUGGUACACCCUCGGAGGUGCUGCCAGCAAGUAUGGGUAAGAUCCACUACGAGCAGGGUUGCGACGCGAAGAUUUUGAGCACACUUCUGAAUGCCAAUGUCGUGACUCGAACAGAGACUCUGCCAGCAGGGUGGGACCCUGCGUUUCUUCUGCAGCGAGCCGCGACAGGGGAGUUCCAUGCGCUCAUCGAUGCGGGGGCAUUGGUGGCAGCCUCGAAGCUCCUGGAGUCGUUGCCGGCAUCCUCGUUUUUCGGAGUGGUGUUCUUGACUGAAGCGGAUGAGUCAGUGGUUCUGGUACGAGACGGGCGCAUCUUGCCCUUGGCCGACUGCGGCUUGUUCUACGACCACGUGCACACCACUGGGCUCGAUGUGCCGCAAGCUCCCUAUGCACGUGCUGCUCUGACGCUGGGUAAAGACAUGCUGUGGAGAGACUACGCACAGGCCGCUUUUCGUAUGCGAGGGCUCGGGCCAGGGGCUGCAGUCUCAGUUGGGGGUUUCCCAACAUAG